AUGAAUAUCAACAGCUGGAAUAACCUCAUAGGCAGCUCGGGGAGUGCUGCAGCUGCCGCCCAGUCGUCGUCUCCAACCGGACGUAGAAACCAUGCCAUCCAACCUCCAGCACUGACGACAUCUUUGAACGUUAAUAACCAGUAUCGCCAGAGCCACAGCGCUGGGGCGACUCUUGGCUUCAUGUCUUCUCCGGCUACGUCUCUGUCGAGCCCUUUCUCCCAGCACCCCCAGUCGGCUGCUUACUUGCCGUCGCCGGGUGCUGCUCAGCGUGGUACCUCUCCAAUGCCUCUGAGAUUGUCAUCGUCGUCAUAUGGUGGUGCGCCUUACAAUCCUCAAGAAUGGGGGCCUAUGAAUGUGGUGACUUCUCCUCAGACGGGCCAGGUUGCGCCUUCGCGCAGUCAUGCAAUCCGUACUAUGCAACAGCAACCGCUCCCAGUGCUUCGUAGUUCAGACAACAUGCCGUCUCCUCCUCCUCCCUACACACCGCGUAACCAGGGGCCAUCGCCUCCAGGCUCGGCGUCUUUGGUAGUACCGCCUUCCCAAGCUCAACGUGGACAGUCGAAUGAUGUUGGUGCUGUGAGAUAUCGUACAAAUGUCCCGCAACCUCGCCCUCUAUCGAUGGUUUCACUGAACGACGGUAAUUUAAACUGGCAAUCGGCAUAUGGUAACGUCCCUCCGCCGCCUCCACCACCUCCACCAGGGACAUCCCGCUCGUCCUCUCGAGCUGAUGUAGACCGUCAACAAAAUAACACGGAAUUUGUCUUUGGGAACCCAACACCCGAGUCAUCGGCUUCGUCUCACCGUCUCACGGCCUCUCAACAUCAAGCAGCAGCUUACGGUGAAGCCAACAAUUUCCAUCAGCUUGACUUGCCAUUACAUGCUCCAUCCUCCAAGAGAGCUGCGUCCGCUGGUGCCUUGCAAACCCCAACCGCGUCAAGGAUUGUGAGUUCAUCUCAUGGCCGCUCAUCACCGCGCAAUAGUUGGGAGCCUGGCAUGCCGCUGCCACCACCCCCUCCUGGUCCUCCACCGGCGGUGAGGUCUCGUAGUGCUAGCAGCACUACAUCGGAUGCAUCUUCAUCGAAACGAGCGAUACAGGCCCCUCGUCCACGAGCCCCUCCGGUCUUAGGCACAUCCCUUGGUCAAGUCCCACCGACUCCGGCUGACUGGGUAGAUGAGGAUGUGGUACCUAAGCGCAACGAGCCUGAUAGAGCACAAGCGCUACAUAUUGACACGGAAGUGGUAUAUGACGCAUCGGAGGCUCAAAAUUCUGCCGAGUCUUCGUCCUCUCGACGACCGCCGAGUCGAGGAGGACUAUUCCGCAGUUUCGCUGUUAAGAGAGACAGUAGUGCCAAAGGUAUUCGUGAACGUCGAAUAGAGAAACACAAAAGACAGCAGGUUUCCGAAGAUCUCAGCGGCGUAGCUAAUAACAAUGGAAACCCGUGGGAAACCCAAUUGGAACGUCUAACGCCGGCAAAUCUCGUUCUAAACGGUGCGGACAAAAGCGAUGGUAACAUGAGUGGUCGCCGGCAAGGGUUCCCAAACCCUCUUUCGAGCGCACGCAGCGCGCAGUCGGAUGAAGUUCUAUUUAGCAGUCGCUCUCGGACUUCUUCUGCAUUGUUCUCGGGUCGCUCCUCGUUCUCUACACCAAAGCCCGAUUCAAUUUUCUCACAUCAAGAUAUGAUCACACCCACGCCGCCUUUCUCGCCACAGAUGAAUGAGUCGCCAUUAGUGAAGGAGAAACAAAGUGUGCUCAACUCCAAACCUCUACCGUCAACCCCACCAAGCUCGGUCCAUGAGCCACAACCCUCUUCGGCUUCGCGUCCUGGGAUAAAGAGUGAAGAACGGCCGGUUUCACAUCUGCUACACAUCCCAAAUGACAUCGUCUCAGUACUCCCGCCGCUGUCUCCGCGUCGUAUGUCUUUCAAUCAGCCACCAUCCCUUGACUCAGUUCUUCAGCGGGAUAAUGACCCAUUGAAUGGUGCCCUGCAAAGGUAUCAAGCUGUUCUCGACAAGGAAGCCGCGGCAACGGAUGACUCGGAAGCCUUGAGGAUAUUCAUGGAUUUCAUUGUCUCCGAAUCCCAAAUUCGACGCAAGUUAUAUGCUCGUGCUUUUGCAGACGCUGACGUUAGUGUCGAGGAGACUCGCAAGAAGCUUUUCACCCAGGAAACCGCCCCGAAAGUUGAAAGAGGAAAAUUGCCUAGCAUGAAGCUGGACACGUCAUUUACUGAGCCAGGCACGGCAUCUGUAAAUGUAUCUUCUUCUUCAAGACCAGAGACAAUGUGGUGGAACAACUACCAGCCCUGCCUAUCCCCAAUUGCUAGUAUAAGCAUUGAGAACGACGAGAGCUCAAGAGGCCGACCACCUAGUCGUUGGUGGGAGUCUAAAACCGGUUCAAGCAGUGAAGGAGUAGGUGAGCGAAAAGCCCAAAGAUCCAAACGAGAAUCGAAGUAUAUGGGGGUUCCACGAGAGGUUCGGGAGGAAAUGCAAAUGGGCUAUAAUAGGAGUCUGCCAGUGACAGAGGAGGAGCAGUACAGCGAACAACAGCAAAAUUUCCAUCCAGGUGGCUACGGCCCAAACGAGUAUCCACCUGAAAAGGUUGGACUGCAUGAGCCGGAGAUGCUUCCAUCUCAAUCUCCCUCUCAAUACCAAUAUGACACCUUGCAGGAAAGUCAUUAUAAUCAGGAAUAUCGUGCACAUAAAAUGGAUAUUUCUCGAUUGGUCACUCUCCCGCCGCCGUAUCCAAGACACCAUCCUGCUGUCAACAACAGCCACCCAGACUUAGUCGUCUAUCGGACUACAGUUCGGUCAAUUAGUGAUUUGUCAGAGGUCAGGGCAACUCGAGAGCACUACGAGCAUCAAAUAGCACAAUUACGGCAGGAAUAUGAGGCCAAAGUCCAAGAGAACCGAAGAAUAUUCAGGUCCAACAUCCAACAACAAAUCCAAGAGGGCAGCAUCAAAUACGCCGAGGCUGCAGAAGCUGAAGCCGCGCUAGAAGCCGAUGAGCAAAAGAAGGAGAAGGAGUUGGUGCAAAGUAACUAUGAUACGUAUCAAAGUCAGGUGAUGGAACCAAUGCAUCUCAUUCUGAGCGACCGCGUCGGCAAGGCCACGGAGCGAAUUAAUGAACUCAGCGGGAAACUCAAAGAAGCCAUACAAAAUGAAAAUCCGGACCACACUCAGGAAGAAGGAGACGAAAAGCCAGAGAUUCUGGAACAACUCACUCAGUUGAAGUGGCUCUUUGAAGCGCGGGAACUGCUGCAUCGUGAAAUUUAUGAUCUCCUAGGGGAGAGUAACGAAAAGUACCGGGCUAUUGUUACCUUACCUUACAAGCAAACUAAGAAUGAAGAGAAACUCGCGGAAACCGACGCAUUCUUUGUGAAGGACUCCCUCGACCGUCGCGUUCAGUUUGAAGCAAAAUCCCUAGCUAGGGUGGAAGCAUUCAUGGACGUUGUGGAGGAAAACGUUAGGCGCGGUGUCGAAACACACCUAUCGGCCUUUUGGGAUAUUGCUCCAUCCCUGCUGACGUUGGUGCAGCAAAUACCAGAAAAUCUUUCCGAUCUUCAGAUCGAGAUACCGGCGCAGGAGUAUGAGGAGAACCCCAGUUACUAUCAAUUCCCUUUGCAAUAUCUUUAUUCCUUGCUAUCACACGCAGAAAAAUCCAGCUAUCAAUUCAUCGAAUCGCAGACCAACCUGCUCUGUCUUCUGCAUGAAGUCAGGUCUGGAGUCAUGGUUGCCAACUGCCGGCUGAUGGAGGCACAGCGUACUCGGCAUGGAGAACCAGAGGACUUGGUGCGGAGCGAGAUGCAGGAGAUGCAAGCCCGCGAGGAGCGAGAGUUGACCGCUGACUUGAAAGAAAAAGUUUCCACUGUUGAAGGUCAAUGGACUGAGGCUCUCGGUAGUCAUAUAGAAUCCUUACGGGAACGGGUCAAGAGCCAUCUUCUUGCUGAAGAUGGCUGGGAUGAUACGGAACAGCUAGAGUAG
This is a messenger RNA of Talaromyces atroroseus, 3978 nucleotides long. RefSeq lists its product as hypothetical. Lineage: Eukaryota; Fungi; Ascomycota; Eurotiomycetes; Eurotiales; Trichocomaceae. The transcript is spliced from 3 exons. The coding region runs from base 1 to 3978 and encodes 1325 amino acids. The record is from RefSeq and is a predicted model, not a curated record.